Messenger RNA from Hibiscus syriacus, 813 nucleotides. RefSeq names its product transcription factor MYB73-like. NCBI's taxonomy places the organism in Eukaryota, Viridiplantae, Streptophyta, Magnoliopsida, Malvales, Malvaceae. The transcript has a single exon. The record is from RefSeq and is a predicted model, not a curated record. Gene Ontology annotation, biological process: regulation of DNA-templated transcription. The coding region runs from base 63 to 764 and encodes 233 amino acids. Gene Ontology annotation, cellular component: nucleus. Gene Ontology annotation, molecular function: DNA-binding transcription factor activity, RNA polymerase II-specific; RNA polymerase II cis-regulatory region sequence-specific DNA binding.
UUCUCAAAAUAUCACGCUUUCAUUUUGGAUUUUGAGUUUUUUUUUUUCGUUCAUUGUUGAAGAUGAUCAAUGACCGUGAUCGUGUCAAAGGUUCAUGGAGCCCACAAGAAGAUGCUAACCUGAUCAAGCUAGUGGAACAACAUGGUCCCAGGAACUGGUCUAUGAUAAGCUCCGCAAUCCCUGGAAGAUCCGGCAAGUCUUGCCGGCUAAGGUGGUGCAAUCAGCUCAGUCCCGCCGUGCAACACCGUCCUUUUACAGCUGCAGAGGAUGCUGUUAUUAUUCAAGCGCAUGCUGUUCAUGGGAAUAAAUGGGCUACAAUUGCUAGGCUGUUGCCGGGACGUACCGAUAACGCGAUAAAAAAUCAUUGGAACUCGACUUUGAAUCGGAAACAAAAAACCGAGUUGUCGUCCGGUUCACGGGAGUCGAUCUCCGGCGUGAAACGGCCAAGCUUGGACGCGUCCUUGUCUGAGUCGGGGAAUAAAAAGCAGUGUUUAGGAUUGAUGAUGCGCGAGCAUGAGGUAGGGUUGUUGGGGCCGAAGACGUUGCUGACGCUGUCUCCACCAGGAGAGAGCGUGGCGGCGGAGGAGGAGGAGCGAAAGGAGGUUGUGGUGGUGGCGAAAAGUGAGGAAGGCGGUGAAGGCGGAGAAGAGAAAAAGAGAGCGGCAACUAUGGAAGAAACAACUUGCUUGUUGAACAUCAUUCAACGUAUGAUUAAAGAGGAGGUUAGGAGAUACAUUGAUAGAAUAGUAGCUGAUCGAAAGUAAUGAAAGUGAAUGUUACAAAACGAACAAUCCCUCUCUUUUAAUUUGUUUU